UUUCAAGAUACACAUGCGGCCUCCUGUUUCCAAAACAAAACCUUGGAUUUCUGGCCUCGUGUUGUGGAUUUUUAGAAAAUGGCUAGAAAGAAUCAGAUAAAACGGAUGCAGAAGCAGCGGAGCGCGUUGCUGAAGCGGAUGAUCAAACCUACCGACAAACGGCUAAAACCGGAGGAUCGUGCAAAGACGACCGAGCCGAAAAAGAAAUCCACCGAUGAGCUGAAAACGAUUGAGCGCACGCAGGUCAGCUCGGCAAUGUUUUUCCAGUACAACACGCAGCUGGGACCACCGUACCACAUACUGGUGGAUACGAAUUUCGUCAAUUUCAGUAUCAAAAACAAGCUGGACAUUAUCAAGACGAUGAUGGACUGUCUGUACGCCAAGUGCAUCCCGUACAUCACGGACUGCGUGCAGGCUGAGCUUGAGAAGCUGGGACCCAAGUACAAACUGGCACUGCGGAUAAUCAAGGAUUCUCGGUUCGAACGACUACCGUGCAUGCACCGCGGUACGUACGCCGACGACUGUCUCGUGCAGCGUGUAACCCAGCACAAAUGCUAUAUCGUGGCCACAAACGAUAAGGACCUGAAACGACGCAUACGCAAAAUUCCGGGUGUUCCGAUUAUGAACGUUGCCCUCAAUCGCUACGUUAUCGAGCGGAUGCCGGAUGCAUUCGAGCCGAUGGCGAAGAAAUAAAUCGUUUUUUUUUUCACAUAU
This is a messenger RNA of Anopheles darlingi, 714 nucleotides long. It is a transcript of the gene Bka, whose product is annotated as rRNA-processing protein FCF1 homolog. Gene Ontology annotation, cellular component: nucleolus; small-subunit processome. The coding region runs from base 79 to 693 and encodes 204 amino acids. Lineage: Eukaryota; Metazoa; Arthropoda; Insecta; Diptera; Culicidae. The record is from RefSeq and is a predicted model, not a curated record. The transcript has 2 exons.